Messenger RNA from Auanema sp. JU1783, 204 nucleotides. Lineage: Eukaryota; Metazoa; Nematoda; Chromadorea; Rhabditida; Rhabditidae. The record is from the annotation of a GenBank genome assembly.
AUGUCUAAGAGAUAUCAUUUACUCUUUGUUCCAAACUGCUGCACACGUAGGUGGAUGAUGGAACUUUCAAAAGGCAUUCCGUUUGUAAAUAAUCUUGACACGAAAUUUAAUCAGAAAUGGUCAUUUAUCAAACGACUGGGCUUAUCUAUCAAGCACAGCUUGACGGCCCCCCUCACCACACAUCACAGACACAAGCUGCCCUAG